AUGACCUCCCGCACCGCUUCAACUGAAGUGCUGAGCGACAGUGAAUUUGUUGAUGCCCAUAACGACGACAACCCCAUCAACGAAAACUCCAAUAAACCCAAAUCUAUACACGACUACCUACAAGACAUACAAACACUUACACACAAAAUCACUACCACAAUCAACGCCGGGAAGAGUGUAACUGCUGAAAAUAAGAAGGCUAUAGUACAGUACGCUGCGGACAUCAAAGGUAUCGCAAAACAAAUUCAUACACUUGAUGAAGCCAACACAACCCUUACAAACAUCAAAGAGGACAUAAAAGUUACCAUUAGGGAGGAGAUUUCCAAAACCAAGUUGAACACAAAUUCAGACCCAGACACUAAACCCCCCACUAAUACCAGAAAGUCCUACGCUGCUGUGGCAAAAAUCCAAAACAGUAACAACAACAAGGGGAAAAAACCGAUUCCAAAACCUGUAACUAAACCCGCACUUAUCGUCGCCUCCUCUGACGCUGAAACAACAUCUAAAGACGUACUGGCCCUGAUAGCACUAGAAAGAGUCAACAUCGAGUAUCAAAGAGUACACCUUGAGAACCUAUCUCCCUUCACCCAGUGCUUUGCCUGCCUGCAGUUCGGGCACACCCAGAGCAGGUGCACGGCAAAGAAAACACCCUGCCGCUUCUGCGCCUCAGAGGAACAUCAAUCUAAAGAUUGCCCAAACAAACAGAACCCAAUAGCAGCUAAGUGUCAUAACUGCCACAGUAACAACAACAAGUACAAACAAAACACUGACACUGCGCACUUUGCUACAUCAAACCAGUGCCCAGUAGUCAAAAAACUCCGAAACGAAAUACUGGCCAGGGAACCAUACGUCGGAAACUCCACUACCGUCAAGAACAUCCCAGACUACAAUAUAUACCAGUUUCCUGAUAGUACACAAACUGAAGCAGCAGUCAAAGCCGCCAUCAUUGUGAAAAAGAAGCUUGGCUCCACCAUAGGAAUAAGCCAACAUUCGACCACCAACCUUUCCACAGUACAACUAAAGAUCAAUGGCAAAAACAUCCACAUCACCAGCGCAUAUGUCGAACCCAACAAUGACACCUACGACACAUUGAACAAACUCGAUAGCUAUCUAAGGGAAACACGUGACAUACCACAUCUUAUUGGUGGAGACUUCAACGGAUGGAACACGAUGUGGGGAUCCUCUAAAAACAACAAAAGAGGCAAUGAGCUAAUCAACAUGUUUGUCAGCAACGACUUAGCCAUCUGCAACACUGGUAACUCCCCCACAUUCUCAACAAUCACACACGGAACAAGUCGCCAAUCUAUCAUCGACCUCACACUCGCCAGCGAAAGUUUAGCUUGCAGAAUAAACCAAUGGACAGUGGACACAAGUAAGGCAGUAUGCCCAUCAUCACAACACCAUGCAAUCCAAUACCGACUCGAACUCCAUCAGCUGCCACCUAAGAAUAAAACACAAACUACAUUUAAAUACCACACCAAGGAUGCUGACUGGGAUAGCUUUGCACACCAGCUCAACAUCAACAUGAACCGAGCCAACCUCACCGAUGCGACCAUCAUAAACACCCUCAAUAAAGACCAACUUGAAACAUACAUCCAUAAAAUCACCAAGACCAUACAAGACACCUGCGAUAAAAAACUACCAACUAAAAGCAAGUAUCGGACACACGCACCCUGGUGGACGGAAGAGCUGGAGCAGCUCAAAUUACAACUUAUCCAACUCCACCACGAAAUCAGCAAGCACAAACACAGAGGGUUACCCCUUGAUGCACUAAUUAAUGAAAGGGAUGAAAAGGCCAAAGAAUAUUCCACCACCAUCCGCAGCACAUCCACCGCACACUUCAGAGAAUUCUGUAAUCGACAAGGAAAGGAAAACGUAUGGUCACUCACUAACAGACUCUUAAAGAACGCCCCAGCACCAAAGCCACCAGCCACAAUGCGCAUCGACGGCAAACACACCACUAGUGCCCAAAGCACGGCAGCAGCACUUCUUAACAAAUUCUUCCCGGACGAUACUGCGGACAAUAUGGCACAGGCUGACAUCAGAAACACCACACACACUGCACCGAACACAACAGACGAUCCCCCAUUCACGGAAAAUGAAGUUAUUGCUUGCCUUCAAACCAUGAACCCUAAUCGCGCACCAGGAACAGAUCACCUAACGUCUGACAUCUGCCUGACGUUCGCCCAGACCUUCCCUACUAUCAUCACGGGAAUAAUGAACAGAUGCCUCGAACUGGAAUAUUUCCCGAACACCUGGAAAACUGCCUUCAUCAAAAUAAUCCCGAAACCCAACAAAACCGACUACACGGACAUGGCCUCCUUUCGACCCAUCGGACUAAUUAACGUGCUCGGUAAAACACUAGAAAAACUCAUAGCCAAAAGAAUAACCUACCACUUGGGAAUAACUGAAUCAAUGAACCCGCGACAAUUCGGCUUCAAAGAGCAGAAAUCGACAAUUGAAGCACUACACACAGCAAUCGGUAUCAUCAACACUGCCAAGAAGACCAAAAAGCAAACACUGGCAGUAUCCCUGGACAUACAGGCCGCCUUCGACAAUGCUUGGUGGCCUGCACUUCUCAACAGACUCCGUAAAACCAACUGUCCCAGAAAUAUAUACCUACUUAUCAAUAACUACAUAAACAACCGACACGUACGCAUGCACUUCGCAGACUCUGAAGCCACAAAGCUGAUGACUCGCGGAUGUAUCCAGGGAUCUGUCCUCGGCCCACUUAUCUGGAACCUCAUAUUAGAUGAUCUUUUGGAAACUGAGCUACCUGACGGAUGCUACAUUCAGGCCUAUGCUGAUGAUGUACUCAUGAUUGCACAGAGCAACACCGUUAACAACCUUGAGACCAUAACCAACACAGCACUCAACAAAAUAUAUACAUGGGGACAAGAGGUGAAACUCCGCUUUGGCCCCUCCAAGACCCAGAUGGUAGCGUUCACACCCAAGGCCAAAAACGCUUGCAUACAAAUGCACGGCCAAACAAUCAAAUUUCAAGAUGAAUUGAAACUCCUUGGAGUAAUUAUCGAUAAGAAACUUACGUUCAUCAAACACAUCCACCAUGCAACGAGCAAGGCCUACAAGAUAUACAACAGCCUCUGUAAAUUCAUACGCCCCACCUGGGGAAUACACUCGGAGAACGUGCGCAUAAUAUACAAACACGUAAUACAACCAAUUAUAACAUAUGCAGCAGGUAUAUGGCAUACAGCCACCAACUAUAAACACGUCAGAAUGAAACUUAAAUCGUUCCAAAGGGGCUUCGCCAUAAAGGCUAUUCGCGGAUUCCGUACCAUCUCUGGCACUGCGGCAAUAGCGCUUGCCGCCUUUACACCAUUACACAUCAAAAUAAACGAGGUGGCAUCUGUCGAAACCGCCAAACUCACCGCGCGAGCCACGCAACUACCCGAAGAUAUCACUCUCGAGCGACCCUCUGCACCACAUGAGCUGCUGCACCCAUCGGAAAGGGUCCACCUGGACAUACCUAGUGCAACUACACAACAGGACACGACCCAGUUCUACACCCCCGGAGUGACCACCAGGAUAUACACUGACGGUAGUAAGCAGGAUGGUCUGGUGGGCGCCGCCUUAGUCAUAUACUCUCCGAAUAACGACACGAAGGUUAAGAAAUAUAAACUUCACGACACCUGCUCUGUAUACCAGGCGGAACUGCUGGCCAUCGCUGAAGCCUGCAGCUGGAUUGACCAACAUCAUACACCUGACACAACAAUCUUCACUGACUCCAUGAGCGCCACUCAGGAAAUAUCUAACCCUAACAGCACCAACCCUUUCGUGGUUCAUAUCCACAAAAUGUAUCGUCAAGCCAUUAAACACAGUAGGAAAAUCACUUUUGUGUGGGUCAAAGCCCACGUAGGCAUUGACGGCAAUGAAGCGGCGGAUGUCGCUGCGAAAGCAACUGCCACACAUGCAGCCUACAAACAUACACAAUUCCCCAUAAGUCUUAUACGGUACAUGGCCAAACAGAACAGUCGCCUCGAAAGUGACACAACAUAUGCAACUGGCGAAAAAGGCCAGUAUACACGAAACCUACUACCGAACACUGACGCUAUCAACAAGCUGCGCGCGGCCAUUGAGAUUGAUUUCCCGUGGACCCAAGUCCUCACUGGCCACGGGUACUGCCGUCAAUAUUUACACAGAUUCAAAAUCAGUGACACGGACAAAUGCCCGUGCGACCCACACACUACCCAAACUUUUGCACACCUUAUACAAAAAUGCCCCCGCUUCGCCGCUUCCAGGCAUAAACAUGAAGUCAUGUGUCACCAUCACGAUGUUGAGGAAUACAAUAUCGAUCAACUAAUUGAAAACGCAAACUGCAUUAAGACAUACAGCACACUUAUACAUGACAUUGUAUACCAACUUAAGGGUAUAACACUCCACAACCCGCGGUACAAGACGGACUUUCACAACUUUGAAUUCACUGCCGUCACCACGAUAACACUGUACAUAUUCUUCUUUUCAUUUGUAAGUACUUGGGUUAACUAA
This is a messenger RNA of Manduca sexta (tobacco hornworm), 4506 nucleotides long. Its product is annotated as putative 115 kDa protein in type-1 retrotransposable element R1DM. The transcript is spliced from 3 exons. The record is from RefSeq and is a predicted model, not a curated record. The coding region runs from base 1 to 4506 and encodes 1501 amino acids. Gene Ontology annotation, molecular function: RNA-DNA hybrid ribonuclease activity; zinc ion binding; nucleic acid binding. Lineage: Eukaryota; Metazoa; Arthropoda; Insecta; Lepidoptera; Sphingidae.